Molecule: messenger RNA, 2513 nt
Organism: Stegastes partitus (bicolor damselfish)
Lineage: Eukaryota; Metazoa; Chordata; Actinopteri; Pomacentridae
Product: apoptosis-inducing factor 3-like
Exons: 19
Coding region: 43-1659 (538 amino acids)
Cellular component (GO): cytoplasm
Molecular function (GO): 2 iron, 2 sulfur cluster binding; oxidoreductase activity, acting on NAD(P)H
Source: RefSeq, a predicted model, not a curated record
GCAGCAGACUGAACACAGCAGGACUGGAGACACUGAAGAGAAAUGAAUCGGCGCCAAGAGUCAGGUCAGCGUGAGGAACAGGAGGAGGUGACAGGACUGGUUUGUGAUGAGGCUGAUCUCAAAGAUGGACAAAUGAAAGAAGUCACUGUGGGGGACCAGAAAGUGUUGUUAGUCCGAACCCACGGUCAGUACAGUGCUAUUGGGAACCAGUGCACUCAUUACAGUGCUGCUCUGGUUAAAGGAGCUUUGAUCGGUGACAGAGUGAGAUGUCCUUUUCACGGUGCUUGCUUCAAUGUGAAAACUGGAGACAUAGAGGAGUAUCCAGGUCUGGACUGUGUACCCAGCUAUAAGGUCAAAGUUGAGAAUGGAAAGGUGUACGUUUCCAUCGACAAAAAAUCUCUGAAGGCGACCAAGCGGGUGAAGGAGAUGUGCACAGUGGUACCAGAAAUCAAACAUACUAUUCUGCUAAUAGGAGGAGGUCCUGCCUCUCUGGUUUGUGCUGAGACACUUCGGCAAAAUUGCUACCAGGGUCGCAUUAUCAUCAUAACCAAAGACACCCUGCUUCCAUUUGACAAGACCAAACUGAGUAAGGCUAUGAAUCUGGACAGCAGCAGCAUCCUCCUCCGGUCAAGUGACUUUUUACAACAGUAUGGGAUAGAAGUGUGGACACAGAAAGAGGUGGUGUCGGUAAACCCAGCUGACAAGACGGUGAAGAUAAGCGAUGGCACUUUGCAGCAUUAUGACCAGCUCCUCAUCGCAACGGGCGGCAGAGCUCGGCCUCUCAGUUGUCCUGGUUCGGACCUUAAGGGAGUGAAUUUGCUGCAGUGUUACGAAGACGCCAAAGAGAUUAUCAGCUCCUGCCCCGGACACAAGGCUGUCGUUAUUGGGGCAUCUUUCAUAGGUAUGGAGGUUGCAUCCUACUUAUCAGACAAAGCUGCUAGCGUUGCUUUGGUUGGCACUUCCAAAUACCCAUAUGAGCGGACUUUGGGACCAGAGAUUGGGAACAUGAGUAUGCAAAUGUUGGAGGAACAGAAGGUGAAGUUCCACAUGAAAGAUGAAGUCACUGAGAUCAGAGGGGAGAGCGGCAAGGUGAAGGAGGUGGUGCUAAAGAGCGGUACAGUCCUUGAAGCUGAUGUGGUGAUUGCUGGAAUUGGUGUCAUCCCCAAUUCAGACUUCUUGGCAGGAAGCAACGUGGACAUGGAUUCAAAAAAAGCUGUGAUUGUUGACAAGUACAUGAAGACCAACAUAGCCGAUGUUUUUGCUGCUGGAGAUGUCACCUCGUUCCCUCUGACCAUUCGUGGUGACCAGAGGGUCAACACUGGUCACUGGCAGAUGUCACAGGCUCACGGGAGAAUCGCAGCUCUAAACAUGCUGAAGAAACCAACCACAAUUGAGUCUAUUCCUUUCUUCUGGACUGUGUUGCUUGGGAAGAGUAUCAGAUAUGCAGGUUAUGCAGAAGGAUACACAGAAAUCAUAUUCAAAGGCCAAGUGGAAGAAAGGAAAUUUGUGGCAUUUUACAUCAAGGAUGAGGUGGUGGUUGCUGUGGCCAGCCUGAUGUCUGAUCCCGCUGUGUCUCGUGUUGCAGAGAUAAUGGCUACCGGCCAAAUCCUAACAAAAGCACAGGCUCAAGCUGACGACUUGAGCUGGCUGCAGAUGUAAAGAGACGCCUGCCGUCUCCAGGAGUAACACCUCUUUGCGACGAAGGAUGUAGCAUCGACCCUUUAUUGUUUUCUCUCCCUCGCUCUCAAAUAGUGCCAAAUUGGAUUGCUACAUUAACUGCCUCAGGGCUCCUGAAAACCAAACAGACCUCAUCUCUGUUCACACUCAAGAGCACUGUUACCAUAGUGGCAGGCAAUGUUUUAUCGAUUUUACUCUUUGUGCACACACAGUUAUAUGAUUGACUGGUGAACCGUAUUUAUUUCACGUUUUCACUGCCACUGUCCCAAAAGUGUGACGUCUCUAAGUGGUCACAGUCUGUGGUCCGUAGUAGCUACGCAACAUAAAUCUAUCCAAAACUUUUGUUAUACAUUAGGUUUUGUAGUACAGUAAUAGAAACAUAAAAAGUACAUUUAUUUAUCCACUAAAAUCAUUUAAAAAACACUCGCACCAUUCCACUGAUCUAAAAAUGCUGCAUAGUUUGUUUUUGUGUUUGUCACUUUCAUGUGCACUGUAAUGUACUGUAAUGCCUUCGUCUGUUGUACGGCAAAUGUUUACAGCAGAUCUACAGCUUAUUGUUUAGCAUUUCUCAUAUUCUGUAAAGCUCAUUGUUUACCUUAUGAAAUUAAAAAUAGAGCAGUUAAGAAAAUACCUUAUAGCAUUUUUAAACACCUUUCAGCUUCUUCAAAGAUACAUCUGAACACUCUGAGGUACGUAAUUGAUACUGUGGCUUUAAACUUACAUGUAAUGUUAAGAAUUUCAACGACUCUGAUUAUCUACACAAUGCCGUAUUUAUUAUUAUCAGUUGCAGUUUUUGUCAAACUGACUACAAUAAAUCAUUUCUCACCUGUGGGUAA